GGGGAAAGGGGCGGUGAUUGACGUGGCUGGAAAACAGGGAGAAGUUGGCAGGGGUAGGGCCGCUGUGGAGAGAGUAUCGGACCGUACGGGCGCCACCGGACCAUUGCUGGGAUAGCCUCGGCACAGGAAGGGACUUCCACCGAAGGGCGGCCGCGAUGUCGUCGCUGAGCAGCCUGGACACCAGCUCUUCCGUGUACCCACCGGCACAACUGUUGAACUGGGUUUACCUGAGCCUACAGGAGCAACAACAACAACAACAGCAACAGGGCCAGGACGCUCCUCAGCUGAUCGGACACGGUGGACACCAUGGCCCCAACAACCAGCAAUUCAACAAGUUGAACUUGGCCCCUGGCGGCCCCAGUGGGAAUUACAACAUGAACAUGGGCAUGACGUCGGCGGCGCCCGGAGGAAUGAACAACGAGAGGCAGCAACAAAUGUACAACGGCAUGAACGGCGCUCCUGCGCACGCGCAGAUGACGCAGAUGAACAACAUCAACAACAGCCUGGCGAAUGGCAUCGUGACGGGUCUGGCCAACAUGGCGGGCACGGCCCCCAAUGGCACCAUGGGCGGAGGGGGUGGAAACUACUCGGGGGGUGGCGGGAACGUUGGUAACGGGGGAAGUCCGUACGGUUCUCUGGGGGACAUCGCCGCCUUGGCCGACCACUUCUCAGACCUGUCCAUCAACACCUUGGCCAUGGAGCGCAAGCCGACAAAGCGCCCGCCGCCGUCCUACCUGUGUCACCUGUGCUUCCAGAAGGGCCACUACAUCAAGGACUGCCCGCAGGUAGGAUCCCAAGCGCGGCCGAAGGGAGAGGGUCUGACGCCCUACCAAGGAAAGAAGCGAUGUUUCGGCGAGUACAAGUGCCCCAAGUGCAAGCGCAAGUGGAUGAGUGGGAAUAGUUGGGCCAACAUGGGCCAGGAGUGCAUCAAGUGCCGCAUCAACGUGUACCCACACAAACAGAGCCCCCUGGCGAAAACUGAUGGUAUUUCCACAUUUCGUCUCUCUCUGCAGCGCCCUCUGGAGAAGCCAGAUGGCCUCGAUGUGUCGGACCAGAGCAAGGAACACCCGCAGCACCUCUGUGAGAAAUGCAAGGCUUUGGGUUACUAUUGCCGCCGUGUUCAGUAAGCCUGUUUACUGUCAAUAGGCGCUGAAAGAUUUUUUUUCCUCACGGCAAAGGCAGUGUUCUCAAACGCCAAAUGUUGACAAUCAUUUCAAACGUGACAUGAAUUGCUAACCCUAACAAUCCAAGUGAUUUUCCUCUUAAGCCGCUAUCGUGAGACGUGCACCAAUGGCAUGAGGAGUGUCCGAUAAUAAAUGCUACUUGCUCGAUGCAACUACAAUAUUGACAACAGUAUUUCCAGCGUGCCUUCGUAGUUAACGAUACCACAAUGUGUCCUUUCACAGGGCACCCCACAAGUGCCUUUCAGAACUUAUAUCUGUGACAGAUAAUGCCUUACCUGUAUACUCAACAACCGCCAAACAAUAAUGAGCUUGUUACUUAUUAUUAUUGUUGUUGGGUAUUUGUGUUGUACAAUUGUGGAAAAUAUUUCUAACCCUGGAGUAUGAUUCACCACUGACAUUGUACUUCUUUUUCAAAAUUGUACUACAGCAAUGCUUUCACGAAUUAUUUGUGACACAGGCAUGAUUUGUUAUUUGAAAAUAACUAGACACGAUUUUGCAUUGUCUAUGAACAUUCUGUCAGAACGAACUGAGAUGUACUUAAUGCGAAUGGCAAUUUUUGUAAUGACAAUCAAAUGUAACACUCACCGUUAUACACUAUACGUGCAUAAUAGCUUAAGAUAUUAUACGUAUCGUCAAGUGUCAUUGCAUAUCAAGUCCGCGUUUUGCCAUGUAAGAACGAUGAUAUUGUACCAGAUAUCAUGAAUGUCAUGAGGUAUUCGCUGCUUUACAACGUUUUAUUCAGCAUUUUGAAUUUUGACACAUGCAUUUUGAGCACGACCUCACUGAGAACAGUUAAGAUUUUACAGACAUCACGGUUGACACUCAUGUAUUUUACUGACGUCCUGUCGUAGGACUGAAUGAAUGUGAUAUUGUAGCUCGCAUUUCUCAUUAUGUGCUGCCAGUGGAGGCAAAUGAUUUGACUUGGGAAAGGAUGAAUUUGAGAAGGUAGAAGUGUACCUGACAAUCACCGAAACUUGAGAUUUUAAGUGCCUUAAAGUUGUAAUGAACUUAAGAUGAACGUUUUGUGUAGAUUAGUAAGUUGAAGUUUUAUCUUGCUGUGCCCUUAAUAUUGCCGUCCAGUUCUUGCCUUAUUAACAAUCAUGACUAUAGGAAAUUUGUUUUAGAGUCUCGUUGAAAUAUCGCGAGACCGCUCGAGACUGUGGAAAAUCUUGCCAUGUAUCAUACAUUUAUUGUCUGUAAAGUGAAAGAUCGGAGAUAUUUUAGUCCAAGUAAAUGGGAGUUAUACAUUAUCACUGUGAUGUUAUACAGUACUACAAGCAACCCAGAGUUAUACUAUUAUCACUGUUGUAUCAUUUUUAUCCCUAGAGGAGAAUGAGGUAAAGGUUUGUACUAUAUUCCUUUUGGUUCUAUCUAUAUCUGUACGCACGGUUGUAUACUUCUUACAGGAGCACUAUCGAGACUGGCCAUAUUUGGAUGUUAUAGCCAUAUAAGUCUUCUUUGUCCAUAUAUGGAAGUGUUGUCUGGGCCAUGCUGAGUUCUGAGUUUAUAUAUCUCUGGCCACAGUUUAUUGUGUUGGAUAACUAGAGUAUAUCUUGUUACGCGAUUGGCUGGAUUGCUGUGUGGAGUUUUAUGUCGUUGAGACUAGGUAGCUAGAGAAAGUGUUGGAAAUGGCUGAAAGUUGAAUACUGCAUGUAAAUAUUAGCUCGUUCCUAGAUGAUACGUUUUUUGCUGUACCGAAGUCUGGUUUUUAGAGAAUAUACUGUUGAAUUGAGGUAUGUUUUUAUCUGAAGAAAAUGUCAGAAAAAUUGUUUAACAUUCCAGCUGUUUUGUUUGGGGAUAUGUUGUAGGCUGGUUUGUGUGAAGUAUAAUUUGGAGUUAUCGCCUCAUAGGCUAUAUUUGGAGUUUAACGCCCCCAAGGCUGGAGUGAUAUAUAAAUAUUGGAUGACAUAUAAGGAGUGCACAUAUUUGUACGGGAUGUUAUGUUGAGCCAGAUACUAUAUAUAUUUGCACCGGUCUGCCAUUUUAAACGUGUUUUCUGUGCUGGUAUCACUUGUCCGGUCAAUUGACGACAUCGCUUACGUCAUGAUAAAGAUAUGGCUUGAUAUGUAGUAUGAUCCGGCUUUGUUCAGUCUAGUACAUUGUCGUGUGCUUAGAUCUAAUGCCUUAAUAAAGGACGUUAACACAAGG
This is a messenger RNA of Branchiostoma floridae (Florida lancelet), 3332 nucleotides long. Its product is annotated as zinc finger CCHC domain-containing protein 24-like. The transcript is spliced from 4 exons. Gene Ontology annotation, molecular function: nucleic acid binding; zinc ion binding. Bases 156 to 1127 code for a protein of 323 amino acids. The record is from RefSeq and is a predicted model, not a curated record. Lineage: Eukaryota; Metazoa; Chordata; Leptocardii; Amphioxiformes; Branchiostomatidae.